CUAACCCCUGGGCAUUCAUUCAUCACGGGCUUAUCGUUAUCAAGCUAGCCGUUGGCUUUACGCUAUAACCAACGACAUGUGACAUGAUUCAAUAAGUCGGUCGUAACGUCACCCAUACAGCAUAAUCUAUUUAGCUGUAACGUUAAUAUUAGGGCAGGAAUAUUUCUAACGUGAACGACAUUUGCUGCCUGGUGUACUGGGAACUAACUGUUAUGUGUUAUGGAAGAGACACGGAGGUCAGACGAGCGCUGGGUUGUAAACAGUAGUGUCCGAGUAAAAAGGAGCCUGCAGCCGCGUUGACAGCUGUCUGUUGGUAUUGUAGCGCUGAUCAAAAUUGAAUCAUGCCUGGGAAACUGAAGGCCAAAAUUGUGGCAGGGCGCCAUUUGCCUGUGAUGGACAGAGCCAGUGACCUUACUGAUGCUUUUGUAGAGGUUAAGUUUGGAAACACAACUUUCAAAACCGAUGUCUGUCCUAAAUCCCUCAAUCCACAGUGGAACUCAGAGUGGUUCAAAUUUGAGGUUGAUGAUGAGGAUUUGCAGGAUGAGCCAUUGCAGGUCACAGUGCUGGACCACGACACAUACAGUGCUAAUGAUGCCAUAGGGAAAGUUUACAUUGACAUUGACCCGCUGCUGUGCAGUGAGGCUGCCUCUAUCAUCUCUGGCUGGUUUCCCAUCUAUGAUACCAUCCAUGGUAUUCGAGGGGAGAUCAAUGUCCUCGUCAAAGUGGAGCUUUUCAACGAUUUGAACCGCUUCAGACAGUCCUCCUGUGGGGUCAAGUUCUUCUGCACAACAUCCAUUCCACGGUGCUACCGGGCAGCGAUGGUGCACGGGUUUGUAGAGGAACUUGUGGUGAAUGAAGAUCCAGAGUACCAGUGGAUUGACCGUAUUAGAACUCCUCGAGCCUCCAAUGAGGCUCGUCAGAGGCUCAUCUCUCUUAUGUCUGGAGAGCUGCAGAGGAAAAUAGGGCUUAAGGUACUGGAGAUGGGCGGGAAUGCAGUGGUGGGCUACUUGCAGUGUUUUGACUUGGAGGGAGAGUCUGGCCUGGUGGUCCGGGCCAUAGGUACUGCCUGCACACUGGACAAACUCAGCUCUGGAAGCGCCCCCAACACCAACACACACAUGCACCCUAACACAGCCCCUGCUUCCAAUGCCUGCAAUUCCCCUUCUAAGGAAGGAAAGGAGCCGGUAUUUGGUGAGGACCUGCUCUCGUCCUCCGGCCCGCCAACCCCUUUCAGAGCCCUCCCCACCUCCUCCUCCUCUCCUCCCCCCUUCUCUCCCUCCAAGCCAUGCAGCCGCCAGUCCUCAUCAUCAGACACAGACCUCAGUUUGACGCCCAAGACGGGAAUGGGCAGUGGGGGCAGCACCGGGAAGGAGGCAGGGCCUCUGAAGACCCUGCUCAGACAGCAGACGCAGACGGCUCUCGAGCAUAGGGAGUUCCCCUUCUUCACCUUGACGUCUUUCCCACCUGGUUUUCUGGUUCAUGUCGGUGGGGUGGUCAGCGCUCGCUCUGUCAAACUGCUGGACCGUAUACACAACCCUGAUGAGCCAGAAACUCGCGAUGCCUGGUGGGAGGAGAUUCGCCAGGAGAUCAAAUCUCAUGCCAAAGCUCUUGGUUGCCAUGCUGUUGUGGGGUACAGUGAGAGCACUAGCAUCUGUGAGGAGGUGUGUAUCCUGUCAGCAUCAGGCACAGCGGCCAUCCUGAAUCCUCGGUAUAUGCGCGAAGGCUGCCUAGAAAUUGGAAUCACCGACCACAGGUUUGAGGACCCGUCUCCCCCAAGCUGUGGCUUCUGCCACAUCCCGUAUGAUGAGCUCAACAUGCCCUUUCCCGCCCAGCUCACCUACUGUUACCACUGUAGACGACAAAAGGUUCCUGAUGUGCUGUUUACAACAAUCGACCUGCCGCAAGAAGCAGCUGUCACAGGGAAGGGCUGCCUUAUCCAGGCCAGACUGUGUCGUCUAAAAAAGAAGGCCCAAGGUGAAGUGAAUGCGACGGCCAUCUCCAACCUGCUGCCUUUCAUGGAGUAUGAGCUGCACACUCAGCUGAUGAACAAACUGAAGCUGCGGAGCAUGAACGCUCUGUUUGGCUUACAUAUACAGAUCAGCGUCGGAGAAAACAUGCUCCUGGGUCUGGCUACUGCUACAGGAGUCUACCUGUCAGCCUUGCCGGCACCAGGGGGUUUCCAGAUUGCUGGGAAGACUUCUGGUGACCUGAGUAAUGAGCACCACAUCCUCACCAUCCAGAAAAGGAUCAAUGACACCAUAGCCAAGAACAAAGAGCUCUAUCAAAUUAACCCUCCGAAAUUAUUUGCCCUGGACCCUGAGGUGUUCUACGGCAUAAACAUGGAGCUGAUUGAAGAGGUUGUGGGUUCUCCGAUUCCUGAGUCGAGGCAACGAUCCAGACUUUUCCGCUCCCACUCAGAAAGCUCAGACGAACUGUCAGAACUGGACCUCUCCCAUGGCAAGAAGGAUGCCUUUGUCCUGGAGAUUGAUGACACUGAUGCUGUAGAGGACAUCCACUCCCUCCUCACUGAUGCCCCUACCCCUACCGGUUUCUACAGCUGCAACACGGAGAUCAUGCCUGGGAUUUACAACUGGACUUCAGGAGUUCAGAUGUUUACAUCAGUGAGGGUAUUUAGGUUGAGUAAUGCCAACCUUACUAACCAAGGCUUGAACAAGAUCUUCACUGACCUAUGUGAGAAUCUGCUAAAGAGUUUUUACUUCAAGUUGCGCUCUAUGAUCCCCUGCUGUCUUUGUAAUCUCAACUUCACUGUAGCAGUGCCAGAAGAAGAACUCAUACAGGUCGCAGUGACAGCGGUUGCCAUGACGUUUGACAAAGACCAGACUCAGGAGAAGCCAGCAGACAAGCCCAUCACAAAAGGAUGCGGUGAGACUGAAGAGCAGCUACAGUUUCCGCUGGAGUUGUGCGCAGACUCGUCAUCUGCCAACAUUCAGCAAUCAUCCAAAAGCUCAGGUCUCCCAGAGAGUAACAUUGUCUCAUCCAGAGCUGCCUCCGUUGAUUACGGUUCCUUUGCAGACAGAUGCAGCACCUGGCUAGAGCUGCUUAGGCUGAAAGCUCACACCAUAAGACGAGGAUCAGUUAAGACAAGUAGGAGGACACAGUCUCUAGCACACUCUGUCUCGUCUUUGGAGCGCUCCAGUCCGUUGCCUGAGGGACGGUCCCGCUCGCUACGCUCCAACCGCUCGUUUGGGGGCAGUUCUGUUGCCGUGGUGAAGAUGACACCGCUAUCCUUCCUCCCUGGGACACGCAUCAUUAAAUACCUAGGAAUCAUCAACAUGUUUUUUAUCAGAGAGACUACAUCGUUGCGGGAGGAAGGCGGGGUCAGUGGCUUCCUCCAUUCAUUCAUAGCAGAGGUGUUUUCAAUGGUUCGAGCCCAUGUAGCAGCCCUGGGUGGCAAUGCACUGGUGUCCUACAGCAUGAAAGAGUGUAUGUUAAUGGAAAAUCCAAACAAGAACCAGGCGCAGUGUCUCAUUAAUGUGAGUGGUGAUGCCGUCAUCUGUGUCAGGGAAACGGACCAGGAGCCCGUUUCCUCAACGACAAAUGUCGGACAGACCUGCACUAGCGGAACAGAUGGGGCUACAUGACAUGAAACACAGAGCCUCACUUUGUCUGCGGGAAACACAAUCUGAGUGAACACACUCUCUCUAGCCGAGUCUAGCCGUCCAAAUAUGAGUAAUUUGUGUCUGCCUUUAUAACUGUAAAAGAUCCAAAAGUUUUGGACACAGGUGAUAAAGAACAAGUACUCACGCAUACUCAAAAGAAAAAAGCAGUCUGUAUUAACAUAGGGGUACAGGAUGCAUGUGUUUUUCUAUGUUAGAAGAAAGCAUUUGUGCGGGAGACACUUAUGUAGCUCUUUGGGAAUUAGGUAAUGUGAGAGUGAACUUUUUGGUUAAGAACAAUGGCCAACCCCAUUUGCAUCAAACUUUAACCGUCCAUAUUGGGGUCACCCAAAGCUGCAGUGCAUUGGCUGUCUCUUUGUGUGUGGGCACAAGUGACGCUCCAGGCAGCUAUGACAAAUUUUGUCCAUCCACAGCUCACAGGUGGAGUCAUUAAAUGGCCAUGCCAAAAGGGACAAAGUAUACCAUCAAAUAACUUAAAUGCAGUCAGAUUCAGGCAAGUAUUUACAUUUCAACAUGGCUGGUGCUCUUCCUCAAAAAUAGAACAUUCACCCUGGAAUGGGAACAACCCAGUCACACCUGUGAUGCCAUUUUGCUAUAAUUAUAUACUUGUUAAUUGGUGUCCAGUUUUAAUGACUAAAUUAUAUUUUUUAUCGAUUUUGUGGGUGAAUAAUUACUCUCACAGUAUUCUUGACAGGAAGUAUUCUAAAGAUAAUCAGAUUUUCUUCAGAAAGUGUCAAAUGAUGUCACAAAUUACAGUUUUUAUUUCUGAGGGGGGCUCAAGUUACAUACACAAAUAAAAACAGUCCAGAAUUGCAGGAAAAUGCACAUAUUUUUGUAGGGUAAGAAUAUUUCUUUUUGAACAGCCAUUAAUGUGUAUAUGUGUAUGACAGGGACUUUUUUAUAAAGUAAAACCAUUAAAUUUGUAUUGCUUUAUCUUAAAAUGGUAUAAUGUGUAUGCUUUUUAUUCAUACAUCUGAGGUGAGUGGGAAAAGUAUAAUGUCAAAUGAAUAUAAAUUAAACAGACAUGCAGUCUAAGUUAUAUCAUGUGGCCCAUUGGGGUCUAGCACCAAGGAUAUUUCAUAGGAUAAAGUCUUUGAGAUCAUUUUGACAUAAUUAAACCUUUUAGCUGUGUUUAUUGAAGCAACUCUUGCUUCAUUUGCAGCUUUGUGCUAUGUUCCUCUUUUUGAUGCUUCUUGCUGUCAGUGUCAAAUGUCACAUACCUUCAGCACUGCAGCUUUGGCACCCAUAUUCUGAAGAAUAGACCUGUUACUGAUCUGUUCCACAUUGACGUUCAUGUUCAGUGCAGGUAAACCAUCAUCUUUUGUUGUUGCCACCUAAAAAUGAACUGUAAAUGUUCUUAGAUUUUAAUAUUUUUGUAACAUAAAAUUUAAUGAAACCUACUGCUCGUUUUACCUGUACAAUGAAUUUCUGAUGUUUUAACUCGCUGUCAGAUUAUUAGUGGUACUCUAAUCGAUUUAUGUGAUCAGUUUCCUAUAAUUGUGUCUAAAACUUGAAUGUACAUACUUCGAUGCUUUUGCUUUCUGACUAGCAGCAUGCAGGCACACUUUUUAUUGCCAUGAAUCUGUAUGUUCGCCUGGUAAGUCUUGCACAAUAAACUCAGUCAAACCAA
Molecule: messenger RNA, 5268 nt
Organism: Micropterus dolomieu (smallmouth bass)
Lineage: Eukaryota; Metazoa; Chordata; Actinopteri; Centrarchiformes; Centrarchidae
Gene: c2cd5
Product: C2 calcium dependent domain containing 5
Exons: 29
Coding region: 342-3602 (1086 amino acids)
Biological process (GO): positive regulation of protein targeting to membrane; intracellular protein transmembrane transport; protein localization to plasma membrane
Cellular component (GO): plasma membrane
Molecular function (GO): calcium ion binding; calcium-dependent phospholipid binding
Source: RefSeq, a predicted model, not a curated record